Lasiodiplodia theobromae is the source of this 894-nucleotide messenger RNA. Its product is annotated as 2OG-Fe oxygenase. The transcript has a single exon. Gene Ontology annotation, biological process: peptidyl-proline hydroxylation to 4-hydroxy-L-proline. Gene Ontology annotation, molecular function: iron ion binding; procollagen-proline 4-dioxygenase activity; L-ascorbic acid binding. The record is from RefSeq and is a predicted model, not a curated record. The coding region runs from base 1 to 894 and encodes 297 amino acids. NCBI's taxonomy places the organism in Eukaryota, Fungi, Ascomycota, Dothideomycetes, Botryosphaeriales, Botryosphaeriaceae. Gene Ontology annotation, cellular component: endoplasmic reticulum.
AUGGCCUCCCCGACCAAAGCCAAGUCGUCCAAGAUGGCGACGGCAGCAGCAAUCCUGCUGCCGCUCCUCCCCUUCGGCUUCCUGCAAUGGCAGAACAUCAGCUCCAAAUUCAACCUCCACAACAUCGACAUCACCAUGCCCUCCUUCUCCUCCGCCACCACCGCUUCCCCCAACACCACCUUCACCGCCAUGGCCGCGCAAUACGCCGCCGCCUGCCCCGCGCACACCAUCAGCCCGCACAUCUUCAGCAGCGACCCGCUGAUCAUCUACGUCGCCGACUUCCUCACAGCGGCCGAAACCUCGUACCUCCUCAACCUCGCAACACCCUACUACCGGCAGUCGCCGGUCUCGAAGGGCUACGCGCUGGAGACGUACGACCGCGAGAUCCGCAGCAGCAUGUCGGCCGUGGUGCCCGACGAUCCCGUCGUGGCGUGCGUCGAGCAGCGCGCCGUCGACUUCCAGGGCUUCGCCCCGCGCGACCGCCUCGAGGACGUCCAGGUCGUCAAGUACGGCGUCAGCGACCACUUCCGCCCGCACUUCGACUGGUUCGCCGGCAUGGCGAAUCCGCGCGUCUCGACUUUCUUCGUCUAUCUCGCCUGCGAUGAUGGAGAGACGGGGAGUGGCGAGUGUCAAGGUGGUGCGACGCAGUUCCCGCAUUAUGAGGGCAGGUUCCCGGCAAAGUGGUGUGGGUGGAUCGAUUGUGAGGAUGAUUCGGGCGUUGGGGGUGUGGCGUUCGCGCCGAAGGUGGGGAAUGCGGUGUUUUGGGAGAACUUGUAUCCGAAUGGGACGGGCCAUCCGGGUGUGUGGCAUGCGGGCAUGCCGGUGAAGAAGGGGAGGAAGGUUGGGUUGAAUAUCUUUACGAGGAGGGACAAGUGGGUUCCCGAGCAGCAGUAA